Messenger RNA from Candidozyma auris, 705 nucleotides. RefSeq lists its product as uncharacterized. The transcript has a single exon. Gene Ontology annotation, molecular function: SNARE binding; SNAP receptor activity. The record is from RefSeq and is a predicted model, not a curated record. The coding region runs from base 1 to 705 and encodes 234 amino acids. NCBI's taxonomy places the organism in Eukaryota, Fungi, Ascomycota, Pichiomycetes, Serinales, Metschnikowiaceae. Gene Ontology annotation, biological process: endoplasmic reticulum to Golgi vesicle-mediated transport; vesicle fusion. Gene Ontology annotation, cellular component: Golgi apparatus; SNARE complex; late endosome membrane.
AUGAACGCUCUCUACAACCACGGUAUAAAGCAGACACAUCAUCUCACGCGAGAUCUAGCUUCGUUGGAGAAAAACCUUCUGACGUCGCCCAUGUCGCUCCAAGGGUCCAUCAUCACAUCGUUAACAGCAUUUAAGAAAACCAUAAAAGAGUACAAUGACAUGAUUCAGCAGACAGGCGGGGGCGACGAGAAGCAGCGUGCAAGAUUGGAAAAGUUCAACAGUGAAUUGCAACAAUUCCAAGAAAAAUUUGACUCGUUACGCCAGCAAAGAGAGCUUCUUCUACAAGAAAACGACCACCAGGAGCUUAUGGGCAGGCGACACGUUGCAGGAGCCUCUGAAAACCCGUACGAGGCAGAGUCACCAAGACUGGGGUACACCCAGAGUUACCACCACCAGCAACAGCAGCAGGCUUCCAUGUCGUAUCUGGAAGGGCUCUACAAAGAAAAGCAGUCGCUUUCUCGAGGGAGUCAGCAGCUUGACCAGAUCUUGGAGAUGGGCCAGAACGCAUUUGAGGAUCUCGUAGAGCAGAACGAGACAUUGAGGAAACUUGGGUCGAAGUUUUCCGAGAGUUUGGUCACUUUGGGUGUGUCUCAAGGUACGAUCAGAACUAUAGAACGAAGGGCCAAGCAAAACAAGUGGCUUUUCUGGGGAGGGGUGAUUAUACUUUUUGUGCUUUUCUUUUUCAUCAUACGCUGGUUUCACUGA